UCGACAAACACGUUCACUCCCUCGAGCUUCUCAUCGAACAACUCUAAGCGAUUAACUGGUUACACUAGCUUCCGCCAUAUUUUUUAGCUUUGUCUGAGUUGGAAGAUAUUCUUGCCAUGUCUGCACCGCUGAAAGUGUGUAUCGUGGGCUCAGGAAACUGGGGCUCUGCUAUUGCCAGGAUUAUUGGCCAUAAUGCACAAAAACAGCAGCGUUUUGCCACCAGUGUCAAGAUGUGGGUAUUUGAGGAAAAUAUCAAUGGAAGAAAGCUUACUGAUAUCAUCAACACUGAUCACGAGAAUGUCAAAUACCUCCCAGGUUACAAACUUCCAGAAAAUGUGGUUGCAGUGCCUAAGUUGCGCGAUGCUGCAGAAGGGGCAGACUUGCUGGUGUUUGUUGUCCCACACCAGUUUAUUCGAAAGCUGUGCGAUGAGAUGACUGGCUGUGUUUCUAAGACGGCCCGUGGGAUUACUUUAAUUAAGGGUAUUGAUGAGGGACCUGAGGGGUUGAAGCUCAUCUCUGAUAUCAUACGGGAGAAGAUGGGUAUCGAUGUCAGUGUCCUAAUGGGUGCCAACAUUGCUAAUGAGGUGGCGGCUGAGAAGUUCUGUGAAACCACGAUCGGGAGUAAAAUAUUGGAGAACGGACAGCUUUUUAAGGAGCUUCUGCAGACGCCCAACUUCCGCAUCACCGUCGUGGAAGACGCAGACACCGUGGAGCUGUGCGGAGCCCUCAAAAACAUCGUGGCUGUGGGUGCGGGUUUCUGUGACGGCCUGCAAUGUGGAGACAACACCAAAGCAGCAGUAAUCAGGCUGGGGCUGAUGGAGAUGAUUGCCUUUGCGAAACUCUUCAGUAAAGACGGCUCUGUGUCCUCUGCUACCUUUUUGGAGAGCUGUGGCGUAGCCGACCUCAUCACCACCUGCUACGGUGGACGUAACCGUCGCGUGUCGGAGGCUUUUGUCACGACGGGCAAGAGCAUUGAGGAACUCGAGAAGGAGAUGUUAAAUGGCCAAAAGCUUCAGGGCCCACUAACAUCUGCUGAAGUUAACCACAUCCUCAAGCAGAAAGGCCUAGUGGACAAGUUCCCCUUGUUCACGGCUGUGUAUCAGAUCUGCUUCGAGGGCAAGCCAGUUCAGGACAUGAUCACCUGCCUGCAGUCUCACCCUGAGCACAUUUAAGGGCCUCUCGGAUUGCUGCAUUCAAGGUGGCCUGGAAAGUGACAUCCACCAGCACCUCUGCCUUUAAUUCAGUGAUCAGUCCUGCCUUUAUCAUACAUUCUCAGUUUACGCACAUUUAAAUUUCAAAAUAUUGAACUAGCCUUUGGUUAUCUUUUGGUUUAACAACUUUCUGAAACUUAAAUUGUUUGGUUGGGAGGGGUCAUUUUCAGUGUCAGACAGUUCACAAAGCUGCAAAAUGUUUUCACUAAGUAGCCUACAUGAUGUUCUGAGUGAUAUCUAUUGGAACAUUAAGCCAUAUGUGAUAUCUACUCACUCUCAUUUGGUAUUGACUGCCCCCUUGUGGAGGGCUUAACUACUGCAUAAAUAUAAAAUGAGGGUCAUUUUUGGUCCCUUUUUAUCUCACCACUUAUAAUAUCGAUAGGUUGUGUCAUGUUUGUAAACUCCAGAGACCUUCUGAUUAAACUAGCUCAGUCAGGUUUUUACCUUGUAGCAAGUGCUGUUGCUGUUUACAGCCAGUGAGUAACGCACAUUUUUUAAGUUCCCCAAAAGGCAGAAGUCUAUUGCAUAUGCUGCUGAUAUGCUCACUGGUGAUGAUCUUCUACGCACAGAUACAAUUUUGCCACCAGAUACAUUUCUCCUGCUGUGCAAAGAAACAUUCGAUUCAACCAUCUCCCCAUAGAACUACUUAUACCUCUUACCACGUAAUCUGUUUUUAAGCUUUUUAAAUAUUUUUACAAGUGUUUCUAUCACCUUACUGCCCAACUGUGAGUAUAAGAAAAAAAAAUACACUCCACUAUUCUUCUUUUUUUUCCAAUAGAAAUUUUUUUUCUUGCUCUUUACUCCUCUUUUUUUGAAGGGAACAAGGGAAUUUAGCAGUGCUUUAACACCAUACUAUAAAUGGGUUUUCUCUAAUUAUAAACCCGUAAUCAUCAGAAUCGAGAUGACUUGCGAUGUCAUACCUUCCUUAAUCGAUCAUGCACUAACAAAUGUAAUGGAGAGUUAUAAUCAUUUGUAACAUCAUCUUACUUAUCUGGGUUUAUUUUUGUAUGUGGAUUUUUACUAAUCAAUACUAAUUAACAGCACCACUUUGGUUUGGUUUUAGUGUGCUGUUUGAUUUAAAUGUUAUUUUUUUGUUGUUGUUGGAGCUGCUCAGUUUGCAGUUUUUGCUACUUAGAAAGUCUGUAUUAUUUCACGUUCUUACCUUCAGCUAUCAUGUUCGACUAAGCUUUGAGAAUGAAUGGCUUAUGCAAAAAUUACAGCAAAGAAAUUGGCCUCUGACUUGCGUAUGCACUUAAUACAAGGAGAAUAAUACGGAGAACAUUUUUAUUUUAUCAGAUCUGAUAUUAAAUGCAGAGAUGAUUUCCUUCUUUAGUGCAAUGAUUUGCUCUGGACUGAUUCCAAUGGACUUCAGACCCCAAAGAAACAAAGCUGAGCGUUUAUAAGUUUUGGUCGUAUUCAGUCUUCUAUUGUUAGCCAUCUUGGGUCUGAAGGAAAAACAAAAAAAUUAACAUAAAUUCCUACAAAUCGAGACUUUUAGGCCACCCUGUAUAUGUUUGCUCAGUGACACUCUCAGAUGUAAUAUCAUAUUCCUUGUUAGCUUUGUGAUGUUCAUUUAAGACACUCAUUUUCUUUAUAAGCAAUAUUGCAUUUUAGGUGUAGAUACUGAUGUAAAAGUAUCAAGGGCAUAUAGUUUUGGUGCUGACUGUCAUAAUUCUAGAAACAGUUUGAUUUGCAUAUCAGUUUUUAAAUGCCUCCAAGUAACAUUGUUCUGUAAUCACUGCAACAAACAAAAUCUGAUCUUCUGUAAUGUGUCAUUUGUUUAUAAAGGUUAAGUGUUAAGACUGCAGAUUAGCAGAGUAAAUAUUCACAUUUUAUCAGUAGUCUUGUCUAAUAAAGUCUUUACGCGGUA
Messenger RNA from Clarias gariepinus (North African catfish), 3081 nucleotides. RefSeq names its product glycerol-3-phosphate dehydrogenase 1 like (gene gpd1l). The coding region runs from base 117 to 1172 and encodes 351 amino acids. The transcript is spliced from 8 exons. Gene Ontology annotation, cellular component: cytosol; glycerol-3-phosphate dehydrogenase (FAD) complex. Gene Ontology annotation, molecular function: NAD binding; glycerol-3-phosphate dehydrogenase [NAD(P)+] activity; protein homodimerization activity. NCBI's taxonomy places the organism in Eukaryota, Metazoa, Chordata, Actinopteri, Siluriformes, Clariidae. Gene Ontology annotation, biological process: glycerol-3-phosphate catabolic process; carbohydrate metabolic process. The record is from RefSeq and is a predicted model, not a curated record.